Molecule: messenger RNA, 924 nt
Organism: Halichondria panicea
Lineage: Eukaryota; Metazoa; Porifera; Demospongiae; Suberitida; Halichondriidae
Product: serine/arginine-rich splicing factor 1-like
Exons: 5
Coding region: 56-763 (235 amino acids)
Cellular component (GO): nucleus
Molecular function (GO): mRNA binding
Source: RefSeq, a predicted model, not a curated record
GUUUGGCGACCCUUUACCAGAAUACGUGGUUGUGACUUAAAAAGGGGGAGAAAAAAUGUCUACCAAGUUGUAUGUUGGGAACCUUCCUCCUGAAUGCAAGGACAAGGAGCUUCGUGACUUGUUCAGCUCUUUCGGAGAUGUAGACGAAGUAGCAGUCUUCAACAAGGAUGAUGGGCCUGGAUAUGCCUUUGUUCAUUUUGAGAAACAAAAGGAAGCUGACACUGCUAUGGAGUCUCUCGACAGCACAGAGUUUCACUCAUACACAAUCUCUGUUCAGAUAUCUCGAACAAAGGGUCACGGCUAUGGACGAGGAUCCGGUCCACCGAGGCCACCCGGAAUGAGAGGUCCACACUACCGAGACCGUCCCCAUCGUCAUGACUAUCGAGAUUCUGACAAUCGCCAUGGGGGACGGGACUCGUAUAGGGAUUCUUAUCGAGAUUCCUAUCAUCGAGAUUCUUAUCGUGGCCGAGACGGGAGGCACUCUGACUCACAGCGAGAAUAUGGGCGGAGUUACCAUGGUCGCGAAAGUGGGGGCCAUCGACGGGGGAGGGACAACAGCUAUGACAAGUAUGGUAGUCGCUAUGACGAUGGGAAGGACUACGGCUACUACGAUGACUAUGGUAGCAGUCGUCACUCAGAAUAUCGGAGGAGCAGGAGCCCACCAUCUAGAGAUUAUUACAAGUAUGACUCAGAGUAUGGCCACCGUAGCAGUAGGAGCACCAGAGACGAAUACAAAGAGGGGGGUUCCCGGAGAAAAUAUUGAACUCAGCUGACACUGUUUAUUUGCUUUACAAGCCACUAUUUAGUAGAUUCUGCACUUAUUUGUUUUGCCUUUACCUUAUCUUAUAUAUAUACAUGUGUAGUUAUGAUUUCUUAUCUUAUAUGCACGGCACUUGUGUACGAUGAUCCUGAUUUUCACAUUUA